AUGGGGUAGAGGCAUUUAUUUCAUUCUGUAUUACUAUCAACACUUAAAUAUAACAAUAGACCUUAUUUAAAAGAUUUUAUUUAUGCUUUAGUGACGAUUGAAUAAGACAAAGCUAAUAUGUAGCUUAAUAAAUAGUAUAAUGAGAAAAACAAUUAUAUUAAUAGUUUACAUCAUGAAAAAUAUUUAAAACAAUUAUUUAAUUAAUAAUUUAAACUUAAAUAAUAAAGAAAUUUAGAUUUUUAGAAGAUUAAAGAAGAAUUUUCAAAUAAAAAUUUAGAUGAAAUAAUUAAUAAAUAUAUUUUUAUUGUAGAUAAGAAAUUGUAAGUCGAGUAAUUUUUUUAUUUUUCAAUUAUAAUUGUAUAUUAAUUGAGAAUUUAAUUUAGAGAAAAUUUUUAUGAUGAACUUAAAGAAGAAGAUUUUAAGUAGGUAAAGUGGGUAAGCAUGUUUAAGAGGAUGAAAAAAUAAACUUUUGAAAAAAAUUUUCAUUCUUAAAUAAAAAUUCUCUUUAAACUAAAGUGUAUAACCAACUGUGUUAAUAAAAAUAUUUAAUAAUUAUUAAUAGUAUAUAACCCAAAUUUCACAUUUAUAUGUAAUGCAUAAGCAUAAUCAAUUAUCUUAAAUAAUAAUAGUUAAUUUAAUAUAUAUCUUUAAAUAUGA
Messenger RNA from Tetrahymena thermophila SB210, 657 nucleotides. RefSeq lists its product as hypothetical. NCBI's taxonomy places the organism in Eukaryota, Ciliophora, Oligohymenophorea, Hymenostomatida, Tetrahymenidae. The transcript is spliced from 2 exons. The record is from RefSeq and is a predicted model, not a curated record.